Hydatigera taeniaeformis is the source of this 927-nucleotide messenger RNA. The record is from the annotation of a GenBank genome assembly. NCBI's taxonomy places the organism in Eukaryota, Metazoa, Platyhelminthes, Cestoda, Cyclophyllidea, Taeniidae.
AUGAAUUACCGUGAAGGCUUAGAAAUUGUUUAUGGGAUUCAACCAUCACUGGCAGCUUUAAGUGCCAAGCAAAGGGGCAUCGUGCGUGCAUUUGUCAGGGAUGAACUUCUUCAAAUUGCUCCUGAGGUCCUGCUCGAAAAGAAUCCUUGGCUUUUGGCCACCAUUAAGCUCGCAUCUGCAAUUGGCAUUAAGUCCGUUUCUCGUGAAUAUCUCACAGAUCUCACUAAUGGUCGUUCUAACCAAGGCAUCGCCAUCAAAUGCACUCCUUUGCCUAUGCCGAGUCUCCAUGGUGUCCCAGCUCGUUCUAUCCUACACUUCAGUCACUGUGCGUAUAAUCGAUCCAAGCCUAGCUCUUGUUGUGGCUCAUCAUCUAUUGUCCUUUUUCUUGAUCAGAUACAAGACGUCAUGAACUUGGGUAGCAUCUUACGGUCUGCCGUCUUCUUCGGCAUCCCAACGGUGCUCAUAUCCGCCUUUUUUUCUGCAACGCCAUCUCCUCUCAUCAGUAAACUUAGUUCUGGUGCAAUGGAAUUUCUCCGUUUCUUUCGUGUUACAAACCCGUCUUCCACUUUGAAGCAGCUCUCAGAUGCUGGAUUUAUUAUAGUUGGCACGGCUGGGAUGCAAUCGAAUUCUGUCGAGAACUUCAAUUACUCUCCACCGCUGGAGUUGUCUUUGGUCAAACCCGAUAUGGUUGGUGCUUCAGAAGACGGGGCUGCUAAGCCUCUUGUAUUGGCGUUUGGUUCGGAGGCUCGUGGCUUGUCGGAUUGUGUUCUAUCAGCCUGUAACCUCAUUGUUAGAAUUCCUGGAUUGAUUGAUGGCAAGGGGGAGCAUUUGAGCGCACCUUCAAUUGUUUCGCCCCUUCCCACUUCUCUCAAUGUGGCAGCAGCUACCGCGAUUCUGCUGUAUCAGAUUCAAAAGCUUCGUUCAUAG